Messenger RNA from Bipolaris victoriae FI3, 201 nucleotides. RefSeq lists its product as hypothetical. The record is from RefSeq and is a predicted model, not a curated record. The annotation marks the transcript as partial. The transcript has a single exon. Lineage: Eukaryota; Fungi; Ascomycota; Dothideomycetes; Pleosporales; Pleosporaceae.
AUGGAGAAUGAGACCACUACAGUCAUUCAGGGCUUCCAAGAUAACGGUCGUAAUUUCGAGAAGACGUGUACAAAAAGCGCGCCUAGAACCUCCGGAUAUCACAGAAUCACCAGUUUUCGCUUCGUUGGCUUGAAGUGCGUGGUCAGACACGAAACCGAUGGGUACAUUGAUGAUGCAAUAUGGCAGGCUACGGCCCAGGAG